Messenger RNA from Geosmithia morbida, 2190 nucleotides. RefSeq lists its product as uncharacterized. NCBI's taxonomy places the organism in Eukaryota, Fungi, Ascomycota, Sordariomycetes, Hypocreales, Bionectriaceae. Gene Ontology annotation, biological process: regulation of DNA-templated transcription; sexual reproduction. Gene Ontology annotation, molecular function: DNA-binding transcription factor activity. The coding region runs from base 1 to 2190 and encodes 729 amino acids. The transcript is spliced from 4 exons. The record is from RefSeq and is a predicted model, not a curated record. Gene Ontology annotation, cellular component: Tec1p-Ste12p-Dig1p complex; Ste12p-Dig1p-Dig2p complex; nucleus.
AUGUACCCCCAAAAUGCGGCCAUGGCUGCCCAGAAGCCAGAGACGUUCAUGCUCAGCACUGAGGCCCAGCAGGCUCUGCCUCACGAUGCUCAGGUUGCUCUGAACCAGGUUGACAACCUCAAGUACUUUCUCAUCUCCGCUCCCGUCGACUGGUCUCCCGAUCAGUACAUUCGCCGAUUUCUGCUGCCUACUGGCGAGUACGUUUCGUGCGUUCUGUGGAACAAUCUUUUUCACAUCUCUGGAACUGAUAUUGUUCGAUGCCUCUCCUUCCGCUUCCAGGCCUUUGGCCGUCCUGUUAAGAACUCGAAAAAGUUUGAGGAGGGCAUCUUUUCCGACUUGCGGAACCUUAAGUCGGGGACCGACGCCUCCCUUGAGGAGCCCAAGAGCCCCUUCCUCGACUUCCUCUACAAGAACAACUGCAUCCGUACCCAGAAGAAGCAAAAGGUCUUUUACUGGUACAGUGUUCCCCACGACCGCCUCUUCCUCGACGCCCUCGAGAGGGACCUGAAGCGCGAAAAGAUGGGCCAGGACGCCACCACCGUCGCCGUCAGCGAGCCCGCCCUGUCCUUCCAAUACGACUCGUCGCAGUCGCUGUAUGAGCAGUUGACCAAGGCCCAGCAGGCCAACUCGUCGUCCUUCAACGCUCAGCAGGGCCCUCCCCCCGGCUUCGCCCAGAGCCAGAGCUCUUCUCCCGUCAUGCGCUCCAUGGACUCGAUGCCUCCCCCGACUAUGAUGCCGCACUCGAUGUCCAUGGGCUCCUCCAUGGCCCAACCCAUGUCCCACUCCAUGAACCAGUCCAUGGCCCAGCCCAUGUCACAGUCGAUGCCCCAGUCGAUGCCCCCUUUGACUGACGGGAUGGAUGCAAUGGCACCAUACGGAGCCAUGUCGAUGAUGCCCGCCAUGACGCAGCAGGUUCACCAGGUCAAGCGCGAGGCUGACUAUGGCCGCGUGCACUACAACCAGAACGGUAUUCCUAUCGUCCAUGGCCAUCAGCGACACUCCUCCAUGCCUGCCUACGGACUCGAGUACUCGCCUGCCCCCUCUUACGUCUCGUCCCAGUACGAGGACUACAGCACCCGCGGCAUGUCGUUUGAACCCAUGACGCCUCCGCAGCACGGCCUUGGCCUCUCGGCUGAGCCGGCCUACAUUGCCAACGAGGAGACCGGCCUGUACUCGGCUCUGCCCGAUAACAUUUCCAACAUGCACGGCCUGCACAGCAUGGUCCACCUGCCCCCGUCGACCAUGGGCGGCAACCCCAUGAGCCGUGCGUAUGGCGCCCAUAAUGCCUACUCCGUAACCGAAGGCUCGCCGACGUACAAGCAGAGGAGGCGGCGUUCAUCCAUAACUUCAUCCAUGUCGGCUAUGCCCCCAAGCCACAACGCCACCCACAGGCCCUCGGACCUGAGAAGAUCCAUCUCCGUCUCGGUUGGCCCCGUCGCCGAGGGAGACGAGUCUGCCGAGAACUCGCCGCCCGGCCUGUCCUACAGCGCCUCGGGUGUCUCCAUGUCCAGCCAGCAGCCCAAAGAUCUCAUGGACAUGUCGAGGAACGGAACUCCCCUUUCGGCCGUCGAGGGCAGCCCAUCCCUGAACCCCAUGACCCUCCAGAAGGACUACAGCCAGAUGGGCGGGGAGGAUGUCUCGGCCGACAGUAACCAGCAGCAGUCUGAGCCUCGCCGCCCCGGUCCCGGUGUCAACGGCGCCGUUCGCCGUGCUCGCUCCGCCACGGUCAUGGAGCUGGGUCCCUACCCCCAGAAGUCGCACUCGUGUCCUAUCCCCAGCUGUGGUCGUCUCUUCAAGAGAUUGGAGCACCUCAAGCGCCACGUCCGUACCCACACCCAGGAGAGGCCUUACAUCUGCCCGUCCUGUAACAAGGCCUUCUCUCGUUCAGACAACCUUGCCCAGCACAAGCGCACGCACGAGCGCGAGGAUGCGGGCGAGACUGCAUUCAAUAUUGAGGGCGAAGAGGAGGAAGACUUCUCUGGCGAGGACCACCUCGGAUCUCUGGAGGAGGCGUCGCCGUCUUCCGAUAGUGCCUACGUGACGGGGUCCUUCAACUCGAGCGCCACUGGCGGCCUGGCCCCGUCCGUGUCCAUCACUUCUAGCCAGCCCUACGGCAGCAACAGUCUGCAGACGCUCAGCAUGCCCAUGACUGUCAGCCAACCGGACCCUGUCAACGCCGGUGGCAUGUAG